AUGAAUAUCUCAAAGAGAUUUUUUACUAUUUCUAACCCAACUCAUAUUUUUCUUCGUUUAUUACAACAAAAGGUUGAUCAAACUAUUCAAUUAGAUCCUCGUCGGGAUUAUCUCCGUUUACAUGCUAAUAAUAAGACAUAUGAUUUUCACUAUUUUUGGCUUCGUCAUAAUUGUAAUGCUGUUCCACAAUCUCGUCAUCCAUUAACAAAUGAACGAAUAGUUGACUGUGCACAUAUUUCACUUGAUCUUCCACCAACAUCUGUCAAAUUAAUUGAAGAAAAUUCUAAAGUAGAAGUUCAAUGGCCACCAAAUUAUAUCACUAUAGCACCAAUAUGUAAAAAUUCUUCCUCGUCACUUGUUGACUCACAUACAAGUACAUACUCUAUUGAUUGGUUAAUAUCGAAUGCAUAUGCCGUGGAUCGAAUAGACAAUGUUCAACCAGAUUAUGGAGAUAUACGAAAAGUAGAAAUUGACUAUAAAAAUUAUAUAAAUAAUAAUAAUUUAAAUGACUAUUUUCGUGAUUGUUAUCAACGUUUAAAACAGUAUGGACUAGUAGUGGUAAGAAAUAGAGGGUUGGACACAGAAACAGUUAUUCGUGAUUUUUUGCCCGAUAAUUGUCAUGUUUUUGAGUCACAUUUUGGUGUUAUCGAAGAUCUUCGAACUGAUAAUAAAACAAAUAAAAAUACCGAUCAGUUAGGUUACACAAAUUCAGCUGUCGAUUUACAUACUGAUCAGCCGUUUAUUGAUAAUCCACCAGGAAUGCAAAUGCUCCAAUGCAUUCAGAAAGCAGAUAUCGGUGGAGAUAAUCACCUAGUUAAUUCUCACAAAGCUGCACUCUACCUCCGAGAAAUAAAUCCUGAAGCUUUUUAUUUACUAUCAACUGUAGCAGUAAAAUUUCAUCGAAAACAAAAACAAUUUGAAAGUCUUCAUGUUGGACCAAUAAUUGAAUUAGAAGAAAAUGGUAAUGAUAUUAAAAAAGUUCGACAUAGUUAUUUUACAUUUGCUACAUUUCAAUAUCCAUUUUGGUUAAUGAAUAGUUUUUACAAAGCCUAUCAAGCAUAUUCAACAAUAUUAAAGGAUGAAAAAUAUACAUUUAACGUGUUAUUAGAGAGUGGUGAUUUUUUACUCUAUGAUAAUUAUCGAAUGUUACAUGCAAGAAAAGAAUUUCAGGGAGAGCGAUUUAUGAGAGGCAUCUAUUUUAAUCAUGAACAGGUAUGGACAAAAUUGGAGUUUGAAAUGAACAAAAAAUAG
Messenger RNA from Didymodactylos carnosus, 1251 nucleotides. Lineage: Eukaryota; Metazoa; Rotifera; Eurotatoria; Philodinida; Philodinidae. The record is from the annotation of a GenBank genome assembly.